Messenger RNA from Acanthoscelides obtectus, 2661 nucleotides. The record is from the annotation of a GenBank genome assembly. NCBI's taxonomy places the organism in Eukaryota, Metazoa, Arthropoda, Insecta, Coleoptera, Chrysomelidae.
CAUUGACCUUAAAAGUCACGGUUACAUCUCUGAUAACACCAAAUUUGUUCCAAAAAUCCAAUCAGUCCCACAAAAACAGUUGAAGUACACUAGUCAUGGCCUGUGCUAAACUAAGUACAGUGAAUUUAAGUAUAGACAACUUUGGAAGUUGGAAGAACGACAAAGGUGAGGAAGUGCCUGUAAAAAGAUUUACGUGGACUAAUCAGAAUAACGUCAGUGUCCAGCUAAUCUCAUAUGGUGGAUACAUAACGUCAAUCAAAGUUCCGGACAAAAAUGGAAAAGUUGAAGAUGUGGUGAUUGGAUUUGAUAAUUUGGAUGGAUACUUGAGGCCUGAGAAUACGUACUAUGGGGCAACUGUGGGAAGGGUUGCAAACCGAAUCGCCAAAGGAAAAAUGAGGGUUGAAGGGAAACAGUAUAGUUUGGCUGUUAACAAUGGACCGAACCAUCUACAUGGUGGGAUUAGAGGAUUUGAUAAGGCAACCUACCUAACGUUAACGGUACAGUAUUCGAUUUGAGAGUACCAAAAGUUCUUGGAGAUGUUAUCAACAAGGUACCAAAUUCUCCAGGAUUCGACCAUAAUUUCUGUAUCACAAGACCUUCAAAACAGGGACUAGUUUUUGUAGCUUCAGCUUAUCAUCCAGAUAGUGGGAGAGUCAUGGAGAUUUAUAGUAACCAGCCGGGGGUGCAGUUUUAUACGGGAAACUUUAUGCCUGACGAGAGUACCAACGUUAAAGGAAAGGGUGGAGUGAAACUAGUAAAGCAUGGAGCAUUUUGUUUUGAGACCCAAGUAUAUCCAGACUCAAUAAAUCAGAAAGGAUUUCCGAACGUAAUCGUCUAUCCUGGAGAGGAGUAUCACCACUCUGUAGUUUUUAAAUUUUUCACUGCUUAAUCUUACUGUCUGAUAAAUUAAUAACCUAAGUGUAUUAUGUAAUGAACAAUAAAGGUAUUCAUAAUUGCUGAUAAUACUUUGUUCUUAUCUAUUGAAUGACUGCAAAGCACAGCAAAAUAUUUUCAAACCAGUCAUGGCUGAGAUGUGUUGUAAGAAACCUUCUGAGAAAGUGUCUCUGACAGAGGACGUUUUUGGUGAAUUCAAAGACAGCUAUGGGAGUGUAAAAAAGGUCAGAAGAUUCACUUGGAAAAAUCAAAAUGGGAUGAGUGUACAGGUGAUGACGUAUGGGGGAUACAUUACCUCAAUGAAGGUUCCUGACUCCUCAGGGCACAUAGAUGACAUAGUGUUAGGCUUCAACACAUUCGAAGAGUAUCUCCAGCCUGACAACAGGUUCAUGGGAGCAACUGUCGGAAGAGUGGCAAACCGCAUUGCCAACGCAAAAAUGACAGUUGAAGGAGUUGAAUACAAACUAGCUGCUAACAACGGCCCAAACCACAUUCACGGAGGAACCAAAGGUUUUGACAAGGUUCUUUGGGAACCCCAUGUCGAUGGCUCAAAACUUACCUUGAGCUACCUUUCUAAAGACAUGGAAGAGGGGUAUCCAGGAGACGUAUUGACCCAUGUGACGUUUGAGUUAACCAACGAGAACGAGUUUAAGAUUGAGUAUAAAGCUACAACGUCAAAGCCUACUCCUAUCAAUUUGACCAACCAUUCCUACUUUAACCUAGCUGGAGAUGAUAAAGGUGCAAAUGAGUUGUAUAAGCAUGUUGUUUCUUUAAAUGCUGAUAAGAUAACAGAAGCUGUUGAUGGAAUUCCUACAGGCAAUCUACCUAUGGUAUGCGGUACACCGUUUGAUCUAAGGGUUCCCAAAACCCUUGGUGACAUCAUUCACAAAGUUCCAAACACUGCAGGAUUCGACCACAACUUCUGUGUCACCAAAGGAUCAAAGCAAGAAGAGACAUUUGUGGCAAGAGUUACUCACUCUGCAACAGGUAGAGCUCUGGAGGUAUACAGUAACCAGCCAGGAGUUCAGUUUUACACUAGCAACUUUUUGCCUGAAGGCGAUAGCUUGAGGGGCAAAAAUGGAUUUAUAAAGAAGCAUUUUGCGUUCUGUUUGGAAACCCAGAAGUUUCCGGACUCAGUUAAUCAUAAACACUUUCCGAACACGAUCGUCUACCCAGGUGAAGAAUAUUACCAUACAACCACUUUCAAGCUGCUGGUAGACAAAGCUCUGGCUUGCUGUAAAAAGUAAUCAUGCAAUAUGUUAUACAGACCGCGACCAACGUCUGCAAGCAACGCGAUGCAGUUACGUGCAUUUCCUGUAUUUUUAUUGGUGUUCUUUUUUUCUCUCAGCAGCGUAGAGUUAAGGAUUCAUCUAAAAAUAUUAUAUUUUAAAUAAAUAAAUGAAUAUUGCGUACUUUGCGAAACUCUAAUUGUAUUACCAGUUCCUUCACGAUAAAUCCUAUCCACAGCCUUGCGCAUGACAACACUUUCCCUGCAGGCGUUCUGAGUGCCAUAUCGAUGUCUGCAGUUGAACCGGAGAGAAGACUUGUAAUGAGUCUCUUUCAAGCCCGUAUGUCAUCAUCAAAUUUUUCAUCAGAUUUAUUGUAAAAUAAAUUAUUUGAAUGACCAUUAUCAUUAAUGCGCACUUUUUCUCUCAGCAUUUAGAACGUGUUCUCAAUUCUGCAAUACCCUCAUGUAUUGAAAUAUUUUCCAGCAAAAAAAAAUUAAAAGAUACUUAUAUUACACACAUGUAACUGUUGAACCAGAAG